AUGGCUUCGCGAAACCAGUGUCGGCGUUGCAAAAACAUCGACGCUCCGUACGACUUGCGGAAUGAUCCAACGUGCCGCGAUUGCUUCGUCGACUACGUUGAAACCAAGGGAGGACGUCGGCUGGGCGCCAUAGCCCGGGACACCAGGACGCCUGGGAGACCAGGGCCCCGGAGGUACUUGGCCGGGCUGUCCUUUGGACCGUCGUCUACUGCCAUGAUGCAAAUCCUCGACAGGAGCGCCAGAUUCCACUCAUCCAAGAAAUCUUCGCCCGCGUUUGAGCCACUGGCCGUCCAUAUCGACGCAGACUUGUCGCAUACACCUGACGAGAGUGACACCCCCGCACGGAGAUUGCUGUCCAGGCAUCGACAACGGUUUCCCAACGUCUCGUUUGAGUGUCUCCAUCUGAGUCGAAUCUGGACCGUCAAGACAAUAGAUUGGUCGUCGCUCUCUAGCGUGGCUCUGCAUGAUCCGAGCAUAAGCGACCCUGUGGAACGGCUGAGGAGGUUCUUUGAAAAGCUUCCUUCCGUGUCCUCGAGGGUAGAUGUACUCCGGCUCUUCGUACGGCACCUCCUCUUGCAUGUGGCGUUCGAGAGGUCUUACACCGCCGUCCUGUUUGGCCACACUACAACGGCCCUGGCCGCCCUUACUCUGACAGAAGUCGCAAACGGCCGCGGCUAUGCCGUUUCUUCCCUGGUAAAUGACGGGCUCUACGCAGUCCGCACACAUGGCUCGGCCACCUCAUCCUCUCAUACCGAGGGCCUCACUGAAGCCCAGAUGCCCAUAUACUACCCCCUGAGAGAAGUGUUCAAGAACGAGCUUACGACCUAUAUCAAUCUCGUGCCAUCAUUGAAGGAGCUGGUGCCGGAACCCGAAUCCUCUGCUGGGAGAGUCGUGUCUCACAAAGAUUUGAGCAUAGCAGAAGUGGUAGGCCGGUACUUUGAUGAUGUCGAAGCACCGUACUCCGGAAUCGUGGCCAAUGUAGUACGUACGACGGGCAAGUUGGACAGAGGGGCUGGGCAAGGCUUCUGUCACAUGUGCGGAAUGGCGUUGGAUGAGCGAGGAGAUGCACUUUGGGCCGGAGAGCUGGGCGAUGACGGUCUCGGUGCUCUCGACCACAACCAACCUGCUGGGCUAUGUUAUGGUUGCAAACGUACUGCCAGUGGAUAG
Ustilaginoidea virens is the source of this 1167-nucleotide messenger RNA. RefSeq lists its product as uncharacterized. Gene Ontology annotation, biological process: tRNA wobble position uridine thiolation. Gene Ontology annotation, molecular function: sulfurtransferase activity; tRNA binding. The record is from RefSeq and is a predicted model, not a curated record. The coding region runs from base 1 to 1167 and encodes 388 amino acids. Gene Ontology annotation, cellular component: cytosol. The transcript has 2 exons. Lineage: Eukaryota; Fungi; Ascomycota; Sordariomycetes; Hypocreales; Clavicipitaceae.